Molecule: messenger RNA, 2788 nt
Organism: Populus euphratica (Euphrates poplar)
Lineage: Eukaryota; Viridiplantae; Streptophyta; Magnoliopsida; Malpighiales; Salicaceae
Product: TPR repeat-containing thioredoxin TTL1-like
Exons: 7
Coding region: 372-2543 (723 amino acids)
Cellular component (GO): cytoplasm
Molecular function (GO): protein binding
Source: RefSeq, a predicted model, not a curated record
AGCUUGGAUACUCUAAAGAUGUAAAGUUGGUUUCUUAGAAACCACUCUUGGAGUAUAGGACUUAAUAUAUACACAUACCUUCUAAGGAGGAGGCCUAUUGCCUCUAUCCUUCUUAUGCAAGCCAUCCAUCCUUCUCCUCUCUCUCUCUCUCUUCUUCUCUCUCUCUGACAAUUUCUUCCACAUCAAUUCUUUUAAAUGAUUCCAGCGAAGGAUUUUUAACCUUUCUCUUCAUUAAAAUUCCAAACCCAGAAACAUCAUGCUUACACUGACAUUCUUAUAUUAAUUUUUUUAUUUUUUUUGGUUAAGAAACAUUUUAAUUCCUCUGUCCAUAAAGUAUUAUCUCAAGAGGCAAUAUAAACCUGGUGUGAAUCAUGGCAGAAAUCACAACAUACUCUAUGGAGAAGGAUUUGGGCUGUGGCGUGAUAGGGGGAGCUUUCCUACGCCGGCAUUUCUGGCCGAAAAAGACCUCAGUGCAUUCACUUCCUGCGAGCAGCACCACUAUCAGAAACCUGCCCAGUAUUGAUAGUAAUUCAAAGAAGCCUCCUAUCCAUAAUUCAAAGAGGCAACAAAACAAACCCGAGCCUGUCAUCCUUUAUUCCUCCAAUUUGCCCAUAUCUUCACCAAAAGUAGGGAAAAAACGGCAUAGUUUGAUUCCUCCAAGGCCUUCGACUUCUCAUCAAAAGAAAGAAGGUAGGAGAACCUCAGAUGCUGCAAGAAGCUCAACAUCAUCCUCAUCAAGCUCAGGACGGGUUAAAGUACUUCAAACCGACAAGUCUGAGCUAAAAUGGGACUCUACCAGUGACUCCAUAGAGCUUAGCAGAACUGUAAUAGCUAAUCAUCGAAAGUCCAAUGACAACAAAGCUCUUGUUCGAGCCACUUCUGGCAAUGUAAUGUUGUUAGGCAAUAUGGGCAACCUAAGACAGUCCAGAAAAAAAAACGGGGAUUUUAUAGGGAAUAAUAGUCCUAAAGUUACCAUUAAGACCGUGGGUUACCUUAACAAGAACCUUCAAGAGGUAAAUUUCUCUUCUAGACCCAGAAAUGGCUAUAGUAAACUUGGCAGUAAUGGUGUUAUGGGCAACAUUGUGAGGCAGCCUAGUGAUGAGUUGCGGCAGGGACAGGAUCUGAUAAUUAGCAUGGAUCCUGAGGUUUUAAAGAAUAAAGGAAAUGAAAGGUACAAGCAGGGAAGAUUUGAAGAGGCCUUGGCUUUCUAUGAUCGUGCAAUUGCUCUUGAUUCAACAAAGGCAACAUAUCGAAGCAAUAGAAGUGCUGCUUUGAUAGGAUUAGGCCGUCUUAUAGAAGCUGUUGUGGAGUGCAAAGAAGCUAUCAGACUUGAUCCUGAUUAUCAAAGAGCCCAUUACCGUUUGGCAACAAUAUAUUUCAGACUGGGAGAAACAGAGAAGGCUCUGAGUCACUACAAACAGUCAGGCCCCAUUACUGAUUCCAAAGACCUUGCUCAAGUUCAGGCUCUUCAAGGGAACCUGAACAGGUGCACCGAAGCUCGAAAACUAGAAGAAUGGUCUCGAUUGCUGAAAGAGACUGAGCGCACAGUUUCCUCUGGUGCUGAUUCAGCUCCAAAGGUUUUCGCUAUGCAAGCCGAGGCACUACUGAGGCUCCACAGGCACCAAGAAGCCUACAAGGCCUACCAAAAGAGACCAAAUUUUACUGUUGAAUCCUGUGCCAAGUUAUUUGGCCUGACUAUCGCAUCUUAUCUCUUAGUGAUUGGGGCACAGGUUUACAUGACUGCCGGCAGGUUUGAAGAUGCAAUGGCUGCAGCCCAGCAAGCUGCUCGACUCGAUCCCAGCAACAGGGAGGCUAACGCAGUAUUAAAGAGUGCUAGAGCAGUAGCAUCUGCUAGAUUGAGGGGCAACUUUUUAUUCAAGGCAUCAAAAUUCACCGAGGCAUCUAUCGCAUAUAGUGAAGGCCUCGAACAUGACCCUUGCAACUCAAUUUUACUAUGCAACCGAGCAGCCUGUCGGUCCAAGCUUGGCCAAUUUGAAAAGGCUGUAGAAGACUGCACUGCGGCUCUUAGUUUGCAACCCAAUUAUAGCAAAGCAAGGCUAAGAAGGGCUCAUUGCAAUGCCGAGCUGGAAAGAUGGGCGGCUUCAAUUCAAGAUUUUGAGAUGUUGAUAAGAGAAAGUCCAGCAGAUGAGGAAGUGGGCCGGGCCUUGUUUGAAGCGCAGGUUCAACUUAAAAAGCAACGUGGCGAAGACACCCAGGACCUCAAAUUUGGUUCUAAUUUGGUGUUUGUUUCCAGCAAUGAGCGCUUUAGACACUUCGUAACUUCACCCGGGAUGUCUGUGGUGCUCUUUUGUAGCAAAGAUAAUGGUCAAACAGUGUUGCAGCUGAUGGAGCAAGUCUCCAAGAAAUUCCCAUCCGUCAACUUUCUCAAGGUGGAGGUUGAAGACCAUCCCUACCUGGCAAAGUCAGAGAGGGUGACACUUUUGCCAUCGUUCAAGAUAUACAAGAACGGAUCGAGGGUUAAAGAAAUUUCCGGCAACAACCACGAAUUAUUAGAAAAAUCAGUCAAGUUAUACAGCCGUUGAAGACAAUUUGACACGAGUGUAGACAUGGAGACAGGGAAGAAAACUCAAUCAGAGAAAAAUAAUGCGGGCUGGUUGCGUUUGGUCUCCAACUUUGCCAGCAAGGAACAUAAAAAAUGAAUAGAUCAGAUGAGGAAUCACUGUUGCAGCACCACAGAUUACACUAAUGUGGUGGAAUUGCUUGAUGAUAAUUAGAUUCUUUGACAAAUUUAAAUAGAUUAAACUAAGAUCGAAGGACGAUUUGUGCA